AUGGCGCACUCUUGGAAACCGCCUUUGACACAAGAGGAGUUAAAUGAAGAACAAUUUGAGGGGCAAACAUCUUACUCCAUGUAUCAUUUUGUUCCUGCUAGCCAGGUCAGCCUAGGCCUGGAUCAUAUAGCUGGUGAAGUCAGCAGUGAAAUGUCCUUUUAUGGUCCAUCAGAUUCACAUGGUCCUGAAGAAAAUGAGUUUUUCACAUCAAAAGUAUUUGACUUAAAUGCAGCAGAACAGCAUUUUUAUGGAGUAAAUCAACCUUGGGUUCCUGGUGAAUUUUACUUUGGAAGUCCUGUAUCUCCUUGGCAACAAACCACAGGACCACCAGCAGUUGGUUUCAGACCUUCUUUGUUACCAAGCUGUUAUAACUUCAGUGUUGAAGAUUCCUACCCAACAUAUCCCCUCGAAACAUACUACAACUACGAUGCAUGUAAAAGAAAUAGCUCAAGUCAAAUUGAAGGUGAAUUUGGCUCAGUUGUGGAAGAAAAUGAGAACAAGUUGAAUUUCCAUAUAGGCUUUGAACAUACAGAUGCUCAGUAUUUGAUGUUCUCAGGUGAUAGUCCAAAUGGACAAGGAAUGAACAGUAGAAGUGGGGAUGCCAGGACUCCUUUCCCUGUCAGCUAUGGAGAAGCUUACUUAACAGACUCUUCCACAAGAUUUACCUUGGACCCUCUCUGGCCCAGCACCUCUGAAAACUCUGUAAACAACAAAGAGCUUGCAGGUUGGUCAAUCCAGCUGGUUGAAGUGGAUCAAGGGAGUAAUGAAACCACAGCCUCCUUUUGCAGUGCAGUGAAGAAAAUACGAGAUUCAUGUCCUGCUUUUGACUUGAAGAAAAACACUGGGAAGAUCUGGAGUGUUGCAACAAUGGUCCCAGACCAGAUCCUUUGUAAAUCAAAGUUGAGAAUAAGCAUUUUGACAAACUGUUCCUCACAGCCACUGCAUCUUACACCGUAUGCUAGCUGCAUUGUCCGUGACUUAAUUGCAGAGAUCCUCCGCUGCACAGAUCAAUAUCCAGAGCAGGAAGAGUGUUUUCUCAUUGUGUGUGGGUCUGAUGAAUUUUUACAAAAGUAUGUGAAUCCCUUAAAACAUGGUGGUAAUGCCACUCCAGAGGCACUUCCUGUGGCAGCUGCAAAGCAAGCUAGAGGCAGAGAUCUUCAGAACAGUCAUAAGGAGGGAGCACCACUACAGUGGUUUUCUUGCUUUGCCAAGUUUGUGAGGGCACCUGGUAGAGCUAAGGAUCAAAGACACCAGCCCCAGAAGCCAGGCCACCAAUCCAGUAAUGCUUACAUGCAGCAUGAAGAUGACCAAAGUCAGUUUAAUCUGAAUCAGCUGUUGGGAUAUCCAUGUAUUUGGAAACUAUCCAGAAGUAUCCUCCCCAGCGCUUCUCAGUUGACAGUUGGAUACUUUCCUGAGGUCAAAGGAGGCCAUAUAAUGGCAUUUAUGUUCUUGGCAUUUUUCCUGCAACUGGCAAGCAGUGAAGAUGAUCAUGUCAAUUGUGCCUCAAUGCCUGAAACACACACUGAGAUUCCAGGAGGAGCUCUUCAGCAAUUAGAAGGAAACAGUUCUUGGAUUAUCAUCAAAACUUUUGAAAAACCUGGUCCAAAUUUCAGGUAUGGGACAAAAACUGAAAAACUAGUGAUACCUGAUUUGCAUCAGCAGCAGAAAGUGGAUAGAGUGAUUGAAGAAGUCAAGGCAAUCUGCAGUGCCCUCUCUUCUGUGGAAACCAGGGAUAUUACUGAUGCAGUUGAGAAACUCCAUUCAGUGCCUCUUGGGAAAGCGCAGAUUUCUCUUCAAAAUGUAGAAACUCCAGUCCAAGUCUUAAUAGAGAACAUUGUGACAGAGCUGUCUGCAGCCAUCUCCCACCUCAUCUAUAUUUACAGCAGAAGCUUUGAUACAAAUUUUCAGCCUGCAAUAAUCCCUAGCAGCCCUGUGUGUGCUGAUGUCAACCUGGAUUCCCACCUUGGCUUCAUUAUUUAUGCAGCCCAUAACAUCCCCGAAGCCUGGGUGAAAAGCUACAGAGCUUUUUCUUUUUCCUGUUCAUUAACUUAUGGUGGGAAGACAGUAUAUCAAAUGAGGAACUGCAAAAAUACACCAGUAAAAAAAUCAUUCUUUUUCUUGGCAAACUGGAAUGAAAAGGUUACCUUUCCUCUUCGAAUAAAGUCUCUUCCAAGGGAAACUAUAUUGGCAAUAAAACUAUAUGGGGUAAACUAUGCAUCUCAAAAUACAGAAGUACUUGCUUGGGCAUGUUGUCCCUUGUAUCCAAAGCAAAGGUUCAUUCAUGGAACUGUGUUGCUUAGCAUGGCAUUGUACAAUCACCUUCCAACAACAAUGCUCGCACCGGGUAUCUGUAACACAAGUUUACCAGCACCAGUCACACUGCAGAUUGACUUUCCAGAAACUAAUUUGGACUUCAUUAAACCAGAGCCUGAGGAGGAAAAAAAUGACCUUGAAGAGCCAACUAAAGAGUGCCUGAAGCAUAUCAGACAGCUUUCACAGAAGCAUUCUCUCUUGCUACUCUCAGAGCAAAAGAGAAGAUUCUUAUGGUUUUAUCGUUCCUAUUGUAAUAAUGAAAAUUGCUCCCUUCCUUUGGUCUUGGGCAGUGCACCCAGCUGGGAUCGAAAGGCCAUCUCGGAAAUGUAUGCAGUGUUAAGGGAUUGGAGAUUUUCUAACCCUUUGGAGGCACUCGGGCUUCUGACUUUCAGUUUUCCAGAUCAAGACAUUCGCAGAACUGCAGUCCAACAAAUAGAAAAUCUGUCAAAUGAUGAAUUGCUAGAAUACCUCCCACAGCUGGUUCAGAUAAUUAAGUUCGAAUGGAGUCUUGAAAGCCCCCUAGUGCAGUUCCUUCUAAAUCGCUGUCUUCAAAGCAUUCAAGUAACACACCAACUUUACUGGCUGUUAAAGGAUGCACAGAAUGAAGCUCAUUUCAAAGGCUGGUAUCAGAAGCUGUUGGCUGCUCUCCAAUUCUGUGCUGGCAAAACCCUGAAUGAUGAGUUUUCUAAGGAGAGCAAACUUAUCAAAAUUCUGGGAGGCAUUGCUGAAAAAGUAAAGGCUGCCACCAAUCCAAGAAGACAGGAGGUGCUAAAGAUGGAAAUCAACAGACUUAAACAAUUCUUCCAAGAGGUAAAUGUUUGCCGGCUUCCCUUGAAUCCUGCACUGGUUGUACAAGGCAUAGACUCAGAUACCAGUUCAUAUUUCACAUCCAGUGCUUUUCCAUUGAAAAUCUCCUUCAUCAAUGCAGAUACAGCAAGUAGAAAUAUCAAUGUGAUUUUUAAGAUGGGAGAUGAUCUACGUCAAGAUAUGCUGGUUCUGCAAAUUAUUCACAUGAUGGACAGGAUUUGGAUUCAGGAGGGACUGGAUAUGCAAAUGAUCAUUUAUAGAUGUUUAUCUACAGGAAAAGGCCAAGGAUUGGUACAGAUGGUACCAGAUGCUACAACUCUAGCCAAAAUCCACAGGGAGUCCGGACUGAUAGGACCAUUAAAAGAAAACACCAUUAAAAAAUGGUUCAGUCACCAUCACCCUUUGGAAUCAAGUUACCAAGAGGCAGUAAGGAAUUUCUUCCAUUCCUGUGCUGGCUGGUGUGUUGUUACCUUCAUCCUGGGAGUCUGUGACCGACAUAAUGACAACAUCAUGCUAACAAACACUGGCCAUAUGUUCCAUAUUGAUUUUGGAAAAUUUUUAGGUCAUGCACAAAAAUUUGGAAGCAUUAAAAGGGACCGAGCUCCUUUCAUCUUUACUUCAGAGAUGGAGUAUUUCAUCACAGAAGGUGGAAAAAACCCUCAGCGCUUCCAAGAAUUUGUGGAGCUUUGUUGUCGAGCUUAUAAUACAGUCAGGAAGCACAGUCGGUUGCUCUUGAACCUGUUGGAGAUGAUGCUGCAUGCAGGAUUGCCUGAGCUGAACAGCAUCCAGGAUCUGAAGUAUGUGCAUAAUAACCUUCGUCCACAGGACUCAGACCUCCAAGCCACAAGCUACUUUACCAGAAAAAUAAAGGAAAGUUUGGAGUGCUUUCCUGUCAAACUGAAUAACCUGAUUCACACACUUGCACAAAUGUCACUGACAGGCUCUGCCAAACCUUCACCUUCUGACAUUGUUCCCCGAGAUGCUGAGGUGCUGAAUACAGAGAGUUCAAUUGCAAGAGCCACCAUUUUAGGGAUCAGCAAAAAUUCUGCCUCCCUGUAUCUAGUCCAAGUUGUACAAACCUGCAACACUGCAACCUUUGUGGAAAAGUCAUUUGACCAAUUUUCAAAACUUCAUGGCCAUCUACAGAAGCAGUUUCCAUGGCAUUCCCUCCCAGAGUUCCCUCACUGGUGGCAUUUACCAUUUAGAGAUCAAGAACAUAAAAGAAUGAAAGACCUGAAUCUCUAUCUUAAGCGGUUAUUGAGUGGACCCAGCAAAGUGGCUAACAAUGAAUACGUACUUAGCUUUUUCCUGGAUGGGUCGAAAAAUGACACAUUGGAAGAAUCCUCAUUUGUUAAUCUGGGUCCUAAAUCUCCUGAUCAUAAACCUGGAGUACAGUUAGUUCUUACCUAUGAGGGGACCCGUCUGACAAUAUUGUUGAAACACAUGAGGAGCAUUCAUCUCCCAGAUGGCUCUCCCCCAACUGCACAUGCUGAAUUUUAUCUUUUACCAGAUCCCAAUGAAGUCAGUAGGAAGAAAACAAAAGCAGUUCCAAAAAGCACUGACCCUACUUAUAAUGAAAUUGUUGUAUAUGAUGCUGUAACAGAACUCCAAGGACGUGUGCUAAAGCUUGUUGUGAAAAGCAAAGGAACAUUUCUGGGAGCUAUUAACAUUCAACUGAACAGUGUCCAGUUAAAUGAAGAAAAGUGGUACCCAUUGGGGAACAGUAUAAUUUGAACAUUGCCUUGGACAAUUACAUUAUUUAUUCAUUAAUAUUUCUUUAUCUGUUCUUAUGGGCAAUAUUGUUAUAUUAGCUGACAUAUUUGCCUUUGAGAAUAUAAUGUACAGUAGGCCACUAACCACAUACAUUAAGUUACUAAUCCCAAGGAAAGUAUAACCACUUUUUCAUGGCCCAUUGCCAUUCAACUCUCUCCAUAUAUUUGCCAUCCUCUACUUGAAACAAGUUUCCAUUAGCAUGGGUAUAAGAAGGCAUGUGCCAGUAUCUUGCAGCAUUCAGUUGCAGUUACCUGGGGCAACAUUUUCUAUGGCAACAAGUAAGAUUUUUGUUCCUACUAAACACUGUUGGUCAUAUACUGCUAGAUGUGUUUUGUAUAAAAAGUAAAAUCAAAACAUGGCUGGAACUUGAUCCAAAGCCAA
Gavialis gangeticus (Gharial) is the source of this 5274-nucleotide messenger RNA. RefSeq names its product phosphatidylinositol-4-phosphate 3-kinase catalytic subunit type 2 gamma (gene PIK3C2G). The record is from RefSeq and is a predicted model, not a curated record. NCBI's taxonomy places the organism in Eukaryota, Metazoa, Chordata, Crocodylia, Gavialidae. The transcript is spliced from 34 exons. Gene Ontology annotation, cellular component: plasma membrane; phosphatidylinositol 3-kinase complex; cytoplasm. Gene Ontology annotation, molecular function: 1-phosphatidylinositol-3-kinase activity; 1-phosphatidylinositol-4-phosphate 3-kinase activity; phosphatidylinositol binding. Gene Ontology annotation, biological process: phosphatidylinositol-3-phosphate biosynthetic process; phosphatidylinositol 3-kinase/protein kinase B signal transduction; cell migration. The coding region runs from base 1 to 4854 and encodes 1617 amino acids.